CCACUGCGCCCCCUGGAGGGAGACAGUGGAGGGGUGGCGGGGGCAUCCAUGUCGUGGGUGGGGCAAGCUCCUCGACAAACCUGGAGUUUUUCCUCAUCUCAUGCUAAACAUGUGUCUGCUGACCCUCUAAGUCUGUACAACACUCCCAGGAUACUAGAGCUGGAUAUAAACAGGAUGCUGAUUGGUCAGAACAACAUCAGUUCCCGCCUUCCCCUGCCAAUGACUGAGGACAGACUGGUCAAUGCUUCACAAAACAACUUGCGGUCGUAUGUGACGGUCAACCGUCCUGUUGCCACGCCAACCACCACCACCACAACCUCCAGUAGACCAAGAUCAGCCUCAGGAACUCACCGUGACUCCGUCCCCCCAACCACCCCGCAGCAUCCCUCCAGUGCUGGGAUGAAGAAGGUGCGACUGUCAGACACCGAAAUGGAGAUACCACGGUCCCUCCGCCACCCCCGGAGUCCCCCUCUACCCCCAAUAGGAGGAACAGAACCUCCCCAGAGUCCGUCAGGGUCGUCCAUUCGCCAGACUCCACCAACCAGAGAUGUCGACACAACAACAGCCGAAGACAAGACCUUGACGCGGGAAUCAUCACGGCUCACAUCCACAUCUAUAUCAGAGGAUUAAUGGAUUCUUUCACAAAUCUGUCACCUUAGUAGUGUGUCUCCGGUAAAAUCAAAUCCCCAGAUAUUAAUCUGUGAGUGACUCCAUGGGAUUUGUUUGGGUAACCGGCAAACCUUUGGCUAUAUAUUUCCAUAAACAGACAACGGACUGCUGUCAACUUAAUGGCUGAUAUGGUGGGCAAAGAUUGGGUUGCAUGUAAAGUCUGCACGCAAGUGUUUAGGCUGAUACUAGGGCUGCAAUGUUUCCACGAUGAGUCGAAUAUGAUACAUGUCACGAAUAUUGGGUAACAAAUAUGAAUAUUGGGAAAUUAUAAAACAAUGACUUAUCAGUUGACACAUCAUUCAGUAUUUUCAUUGAUACAAUAGCAGAAUAAAUGCUUUAUCAUGUUUUGACCAUGGUGAUGGUGUUAGGUUACCGUGACAACGACCAGUGGCGUCAUUAAUGUCAAAUUUAUUAUAGAAGAUUGUUAAGUGUAAUCCUGCCUGGCUUGAGGAUGUUCAGUGUUGAAUAUCUUGCUUUAACUCUCAAGUUUAAGUAAAAACUCUCGCUUUGACAAAUAACACCCAAGUUCAAGUAAAAAUUCUCACUUUGACAAAUAACACCCAAGUUCAAGUAAAAAUUCUCACUUUGACAAAUAACACCCAAGGUCAAAUAAAACGACUCCUUUCAAAAGUUCAUGAAUAUUUGAUUCUAGUGAUCAUGAUUAAUGAAUUGAAUUCAUGAAAGUUUAGGGUUCAAUUCACUAAAUACAUGAGUGAACUGUAACAGCCCAUGUUGAUACCAUAUAAAAUUCAAACAAUAUUGAAGUCAAUUCUUAAUUGUUUCAAAUGUUACAUAAUCUGGCAUGAUGUACAUUGAAUGAAUUUUCAUUACUAUAUUAUCCAUAUAUGCUGUCCCAGUGUGUUUCAUGAAGUGAAGUUCAAAAGACUUUCUUUUUUUAACUUCUUUUAAAUCAAAAUGUAAUAAUCAUCUAAGAAUAAAACUUCAGUCUUUUUUUUCGCACUUUCCAAUUCACAGAAACUGACCUUAAAAAUUAGUUUGAAUGUAAAGUGUUAGAAGUUAUGAUGUGUGAUGAAAAUGUUUCUUUAAAGAAAUAAUGUAAGGCCAGACCAGUUUUAUUUCUUGUUUUACAGAUCCACCGGUCGUAUUUUUUAAAGAAUAAGAAAAAAUUAUAAAUUAUUUUUCCCCACUCAAAAUAAAAUCCUAAUGUUAAGAUACACGGAGUGAGACUUCAACUAUGCAAUGCAGUUUGUUUUACACUAAAACACUGGUAUCUGUUCUCAGAGACUUUAAACUGAAUUAUCUAACAAUAUUUAUGUUAGAAAUCAGCGAGUGUGAACUUGAAAAACAAUGCCUUUGAAAAACUCAUGUGGGUUUUUGCUUUGACUGGUGAUAUUUUUUUCCCUCCUGCCUUUAAAAUAGGUUUUCUGGGGACAAAAAUUCGUAAAACCAGAAAUAAAAUUGGUCUGGCCUAAUGUAAAUAAUGAUGAAUGGUCAUGUUAUCAUUACCCAACUGUUACAGUAUUAUAGACAUGUAGUCCUUGCACAACUUGAAAAACCACUUACAGUGUGUGUGAUAUGGUAUUCAUUAUGCAAUAUUGUUACGUGCACUUUUAGUAUCAAUUAUAUUUGAUACUGUAGGUCACUUCAAAGACAUCAUUAUCUGACGAUGGUACUGCUGUCAUUUCUUGACAGUUGAAAAGUUUCUGAACUGAAUUUAAAUGUUGAGGGGAACAUUACAGUAUUCCGAACACAUCCUGGUCAAUUAUAGCCAUGAUGCUAGGCAUGCAAGGCCUGAAAACUAUAUUUGUUAUUUAUGCAAAUGAGAUGUUGAAUAUAUAUGCAAAUUAUGUCUGUUUGUUGUGUGUUUGUUUGUGGUAGCACAGUAACAUGUAGAUAUUCUAAAAGUGUUAAAAAAAUGUUAUGUUGGAAGUUGUUGAGCACUAAUUUGUUGUUAU
Molecule: messenger RNA, 2585 nt
Organism: Haliotis rubra (blacklip abalone)
Lineage: Eukaryota; Metazoa; Mollusca; Gastropoda; Lepetellida; Haliotidae
Exons: 5
Coding region: 49-630 (193 amino acids)
Source: RefSeq, a predicted model, not a curated record